AUGGAACCAGGAUUUACAAAGGCAACCAGCACGAAUUUGCCAAGAGUCGACUUGUUGAUUCUAGGAGCGUUUCUAGGGUCAAAUAAAGACUUUUGUUCGUCAGAAUUUAGGAAUGUAAAAACAUCCAUGUCCUCCAGACCAUCAUAUGGCGACGAUGCUAUAAGUUACGUCCAGGAAGAGGCAGUAAAAUCAAUUGAAUGUCAUGAUUGUGUGGCUUCGCAAAGAGGCAAACGUGCAAUAGCAUUCCUAAUGUGGGUUCACCGCAGGAGUGAAGACCCUUCAUGUACAUCCAUCGAAUGCUAUUGGAUAAAAUCAAAGCUUUCCAGGGUUGGUACUACUGUUAAAUACAUAACUGCCAAAGACUUAUCCAAGGGUAAGCCUAGCUUAUCAUCAAAUACAGGAGUAUUCGAAAAGUUUUUAGCAGAAGAAAGUUUUUCUAUGGACAAAUUAGUGCAGAAAUAUAAAGAAACAUCCUGUGACACAUUUUUGAGCAGAGUUGUGUUAACUGAUAGUGAUAUCAGCAAUAUUGAAAAAGAAACGAGAGACCAACAUAAAAGCAGCUUAUGGCAUGAAUUAAGAUAUGGAAGAAUAACAGCUUCACGGGCGUACGAAUUCAGUCGGUGCAAAACCAGUGAUGGUACUCUGAUUGCUGUAAUAUUGGGUGGAAAAAUUCCAGACACAACGGCCAUGAAGCGUGGUAGAAUAUUGGAGGAUGAUGUUAGAAAUACAGUCAGUGCCAAAUUAGGAAAAAAAAAUAAAAAAUGUGGUUUAAUGAUAGCCAAAAACUACCCUAUGCUAAUAGGUUCACCAGAUGGGAUCUGUGAAAACAGCAUUAUAGAAAUAAAGUGCCUAUGA
This is a messenger RNA of Diatraea saccharalis (sugarcane borer), 855 nucleotides long. NCBI's taxonomy places the organism in Eukaryota, Metazoa, Arthropoda, Insecta, Lepidoptera, Crambidae. The record is from the annotation of a GenBank genome assembly.